Molecule: messenger RNA, 3173 nt
Organism: Nannospalax galili (Upper Galilee mountains blind mole rat)
Lineage: Eukaryota; Metazoa; Chordata; Mammalia; Rodentia; Spalacidae
Gene: Lins1
Product: lines homolog 1
Exons: 9
Coding region: 808-3069 (753 amino acids)
Source: RefSeq, a predicted model, not a curated record
CCCCCCUCUCCCCCCCUUGGGGCUUCCACGCAUGCGCAGGGAGGGGCCGGCCUGGCUUUUCGGUGAAGUACGGUGGCCCGGAGAGGUCAGAUGUGGACGCGAAUGGUGGUGAGACGCGGCGUGGUCCGAGCCGGCUCGCUGGCAGAGCCCAGCACAGGUAUACAAUUUCAAGGAUGACUGGUGUGGACAUGAAAAAGACGAUGAUAACAAAGCAUGGAGAGUGCACUCCACAGAUGCUCUUCAGAUAGGCCCAGCAGAGAAACAAAUCUCAGUGCUGUGCUCAUGAUUAAGGCAGCACGAGGCCCUUGUACAGAUGACCAACCUGGAACCACCAUGAGGGCUGUGGGCAGCAGGUCCUGGUGCCCACACAUGAUGCAGGCAGCCUCCCUGUGAGGCUUUCCAGUGCCCUCCUGAGCUACUGAGUCAGCUCUCUUCUGUGUCCUCAUCUGUAUCUAAACUGUUUUGUUCCUCCAACUUCUGUGAUCUCAAGACAGAAUGAGAGCAUUCCCAGAGGCCCUGUGUGUGAAAGGAUUUUCCGUCCUCUUUUGCCUGUGCUGUAGCAGCAUGUUUUCUCUCACAUUGAUUGUUUCAAAAGCCUUGUCUGGCCUUGAAUGUGUCAUGUGUAUACCCCACACUUUCCACCACCCCCCUUCCUGGUCUCCAACAUGGCAAAAAAAGUCUGGAACCACCAGAGCAUCUAAAUUUGCAUUCAACUGCUUCACCGAAGAAACAUCUUAGAGAUUCAUUUUAUUUCACUUACAAUGUGGGGUUGUUGACCCUCUUCCAUGAUACAUUUUGGAAAUCAAAAUGGAAGCUUUCUUCAAAGUUUUGGACCAGUUAUACAAGAAGGUUCUUCUUGGAGCCACCCUUGAAAAUGACAUCCAUGGUUACAUGUUUUACCUCAACCCAGAGCUUUCAGAACAAGCUUGCUGUACAGCCUCCUUAGCAUGGUCAAACAGCAAUGGUAAGGUUGGUGGUGUGCCAGGCCAACCUAGGCUAUCCUCCAGUGAGGUCAUAACCAUUCCUGAACCUGGGGAGUGUGCAGAGAGACACUCCCAGAUGAGCAGGGCCCGAGAAGUGAAGCUCCUUCAGUUAACCGUGAUGAAUGUGAUGCUGACCAGAGUGCUGUCCUCUGAAACUGAGACCCGAGCCAAGGAAGAGUACAGAGAAAUAACUGGAGUCCUUUUACAGUCAGCUGAAAUCGAUUCUAAAUUGAUCUGCAUGCUCCAAAAUCCGGAUAAGCUGUUGUCUCACAUGGCUGCAAAGUGCCUUGCGUCACUUCUCUACUUCCAGCUCAGAGAAAAGAUAACAUUAAGUAAUUCUUGGAUUGCUUUUGGCCAGAAACAUCUCUCUGAAUACUCUGAGAGUGAUGCAGUAGUGCACUUCCUCUGGAUUUCUACAGUUGUAAUAAAAGAAAUCUUGAAAGAUACAUGUUCACAGAAAACAGAAGUUCUACAGCAGCUCUUGACUCCUUUCGACGCUGCUUUUGAAGUGUUCCAUGCUGCCUUAUUUUCUCAGCAUUUUGAAAACUGCCGGGAUCCUGCUAAAAAAAUAAACUGCUUGAUGUGUUUCCUGGAACUGCUCGAGCUUCUUACAGCCUCCAGAAUCCACCUGAAGUUACAUUGUAGGAGCCAAAGAAUGUUAUUUUUAAAACCAUGUGUUUUGGAAGUUCUUACCUGGCCCAUUCAGGCUUUUGUCAAAAGGAAGUUGAUAAUACUCAUUAAAAGGUGCCUUCUCUAUAAGGUGGGGGAAGAUCUCUGCCGUGGAUCUGUGCCUGCCUUGAUAUCAGCAGACCAUCUUCUGGAAGCCGACAUGCUGGCUCUAGCUGAUGCAGUUCUGCAUGCUGUGCAGCUGGGCUUGUUGAAGGCUUUGUCUGUUCAUGGAAGGCCUUCUGGCUUUGGAGGCGAAAUUCAGGCUAGAUGUGAACAUAGUUCUGGUGCUGAUCAUGUGAUGCUUAGAGCAGCAAGCUUAAUUACAAUGAAAUCCCUAGAAAUCAAGUUGCAGAACUGUAACUCUGCAAAUGAAAUGAAAGUUGACUUGCAGAAGUUCAUGUCUGAGUUACUGACCUUCUUAAAGCCUCACCUUCAGCCCUCACUGCACUUCCAUAACCCAUGUGAAUGGCUGUCCAGGGUCUUCAUAGAACAGGACGAUGACAUGCUGGAGGCUGCCAAAGCGUCCCUGAGCAUCUACCUCAAGUUGGCCAGAGAAUGGGAAGCUGCUGAAAGUUUGACCCAAGAAAAAGAAGCAUGGAUCAGCCACACACAUGGAACUGGCUGUAACCCUCACUGUAUUUUCCUAUUCUUCUUAAAAAAUAUAGCAUUUGAUUCUACAGUUCUUCUUGACUUUUUGAUUUCAUCAGAAACCUGUUUUCUUGAAUAUUUUGUUAGAUAUUUAAAAUUACUGCAGAGAGACUGGGUUCACUUCCUUACCAUCUGCAAGUUCUUUGAUGCAAAUGAGUCUCAAUGUGACAUAAAUAUUUGUGGCCUUGUCCCCUCACUCAGCCAAGACAGACACGCUGACCAGACAGCACUUCAUGCUCUGACUCCUCCUGGAGGCCCCAGAGAUGCUCUUGUGAGGUUCCCCUGGGCUUCAGAAGACCCCUCUGAACCCCACGACCAGGUUUCAAUGCCCAAGGAGACCCACCCUGUGAGAGCUCAUAGCUUGCCUUCCCCCUGGAUCCCAAAAAGUCUGGUAGAUUAUGACAGCUCAGAAGAUUCUGAUGUGGAAGCCACAGACCAGUGUUCAGCAAACAUGGAACAGACAUCUUUUUAUCAAGAAACCAUCAGGAAAAUUCAAGACCCAGCCGGGACAAGUAGGGAUCUAGAAGAACUUAGCCUAGAGCCUCAGUCAAGGCCUCCAAUUCCUGAAGAAUCUAACCCUCCCUUCUCUGCUGAAGUAGAUCUAGAUAAUCCUGUGUCAGAAGUGGCAAUGCUUUAUAGAACUGUGAAAUGCCUUGGAGACCUACACGAUGCCAUUUACCGUUUGCAGAAGAAGAAUCUCUUCCCAUAUAACCCAACCGCACUUCUGAAACUGUUAAGAGGGGUGGAGGCUAUAAGUGAUAAAGUGUGAACCCUGCGCAGUACAACAGCGCUUUGUUUACAGGAAUUGUUUUUCUUUCAUAUAUAUAAAUUAUAUCUCAAUGAGAUAAUUAAAAACAAAACAAAGUUUUCUAA